Molecule: messenger RNA, 3061 nt
Organism: Balaenoptera musculus (blue whale)
Lineage: Eukaryota; Metazoa; Chordata; Mammalia; Artiodactyla; Balaenopteridae
Gene: KCNB2
Product: potassium voltage-gated channel subfamily B member 2
Exons: 3
Coding region: 191-2929 (912 amino acids)
Biological process (GO): potassium ion transmembrane transport; protein homooligomerization
Cellular component (GO): voltage-gated potassium channel complex; membrane
Molecular function (GO): protein binding; delayed rectifier potassium channel activity
Source: RefSeq, a predicted model, not a curated record
GUCGCGGGGAGAGGAGCCCCGGAGGGAGCGGGGAAUCCCACAGCCCUUUGUGGUGCCCGAGCCCGUGCCGCCUGCCGAGCGGGGUCGGUGGGAGCUAGGUGCAUCCAUGGAAAUGCCUGCCGCGCAGGGAUAUUGCUUGAGUUGACCUUCCCGCGGCUCAUUCUUUUGAGGACCCUUUGUUCAGUCCAAAAUGGCAGAGAAGGCACCCCCUGGCUUAAACAGGAAGACAUCAAGGUCGACACUUUCUCUUCCACCGGAACCGGUGGACAUCAUUAGGAGUAAAACGUGCUCCCGUAGAGUGAAAAUCAACGUGGGGGGCCUCAACCACGAGGUCCUGUGGAGAACGUUGGACCGGCUGCCCAGGACCCGCCUGGGGAAGCUCCGCGACUGUAACACGCACGAGAGCCUCCUGGAGGUGUGCGACGACUACAACCUGAACGAGAACGAGUAUUUCUUCGAUCGGCACCCUGGAGCCUUCACUUCCAUUUUAAAUUUCUACCGGACAGGGAAGCUCCACAUGAUGGAAGAAAUGUGCGCUCUCUCUUUCGGCCAAGAGCUUGAUUACUGGGGGAUCGAUGAGAUCUACUUAGAAUCCUGUUGCCAAGCCAGGUAUCAUCAAAAGAAGGAGCAGAUGAACGAAGAGCUGCGGCGGGAGGCGGAGACCAUGCGGGAGCGGGAGGGAGAAGAGUUUGAUAACACGUGCUGCCCUGAAAAGAGGAAGAAACUGUGGGACCUGCUGGAGAAGCCCAACUCGUCUGUGGCUGCAAAGAUCUUGGCUAUCGUGUCCAUCUUGUUCAUCGUCCUCUCCACCAUUGCGCUGUCUCUCAACACGCUACCAGAGCUGCAGGAGAUGGAUGAAUUUGGACAGCCCAAUGACAACCCCCAGUUAGCCCACGUGGAGGCCGUGUGUAUCGCCUGGUUUACCAUGGAGUACCUUUUACGGUUCCUGUCCUCACCAAAUAAAUGGAAGUUCUUUAAGGGCCCGCUGAACGUUAUCGACUUGCUGGCCAUCUUGCCAUAUUACGUCACCAUCUUCCUCACGGAGUCCAACAAGAGCGUGUUGCAGUUCCAGAACGUGAGGCGCGUGGUCCAGAUCUUCCGAAUCAUGCGUAUCCUCAGGAUCCUGAAACUCGCCAGACACUCGACGGGCCUGCAGUCCCUGGGUUUCACCCUCAGGCGGAGUUACAAUGAACUGGGCUUGUUGAUAUUGUUCUUGGCCAUGGGGAUAAUGAUAUUCUCCAGCCUGGUAUUUUUUGCCGAGAAGGACGAAGAUGCUACCAAGUUCACCAGCAUCCCGGCCUCGUUUUGGUGGGCCACCAUCACCAUGACCACUGUCGGCUACGGUGACAUCUACCCAAAAACGUUAUUAGGGAAGAUCGUGGGAGGCCUCUGCUGUAUCGCGGGGGUUCUGGUGAUCGCCCUUCCCAUCCCAAUCAUUGUGAACAAUUUUUCUGAGUUUUACAAGGAGCAGAAACGCCAGGAGAAGGCCAUUAAGAGGAGAGAGGCUCUCGAGCGGGCCAAGAGGAAUGGAAGCAUCGUUUCUAUGAACUUAAAAGAUGCCUUUGCUCGCAGUAUGGAACUGAUAGACGUGGCUGUGGAGAAGACGGGAGAGUCGGCCAAUACAAAAGACUCCACGGGUGAUAACCACCUCUCUCCAAGCCGGUGGAAGUGGGCCAGGAAGGCUCUGUCGGAAACAAGCUCCAACAAGUCUUACGAGAAUAAGUACCAGGAGGUCAGCCAAAAAGACUCCCACGAGCAGCUGAACAACACUUCUUCCUCCAGCCCACAGCACCUGAGUGCCCAGAAACUGGAGAUGCUCUACAACGAAAUCACCAAGACGCAGCCUCACGCCCACCCGAAUCCCGACGGCCACGAGCAGCCCGAGAGGCCGUCUGCGUAUGAAGAAGAGAUAGAGAUGGAGGAGGUGGUCUGCCCGCAGGGGCAGCUGGCCGUGGCGCAGACCGAGGGCAUCGUGGACAUGAAGAGCACCUCCAGCAUCGACAGCUUCACGAGCUGCGCCACCGACUUCACGGAGACCGAGAGGUCGCCCCUGCCGCCGCCCUCCGCUUCCCACCUGCAGAUGAAGUUCCCCCCCGACCUCGCCCGGAUAGAGGAGCACCAGAGAGCCAGGGGCCCCCCAUUCCUCACCCUAACCCGAGAGAAGGGGCCCGCGGCCAGGGACGCCAGCCAGGAAUACGCUCCAGUCGACGUAACUGUGAACCUCGACUCCAGCGGGUCCCAAGGUGGGCCCCACGGCCCCUUGCAGUCGGACAGCGCCACCGAGAGCCCGAAGAGCUCGCUGAAAGGCAGCAACCCGCUCAAGUCCAGAUCGCUCAAGGUGAACUUCAAGGACAACAGAGGCGGUGCCCCGCAGACCCCACCCAGCACGGCCAGGCCACUGCCGGUCACCACGGCGGACUUCCCACUCAGCGCCCCGCAGCUCAUCAGCACCAUCCUCUUAGAAGAAAGCCCCUCCCAGGGAGACAGACCCUUGCUGGGCGCUGAGGUUCCGGCACAUUGUCAGGGACCGUCCAAAGGGCUGACGCCUCGGUUUCCCAGGCAGAAACUCUUUGCUUUCUCAUCCAGAGAGAGGAGGAGCUUCACGGAAAUAGACACGGGCGAAGACGAUGAUUUCUUAGAGCUCCAAGGGACCACGAGGCGGGACAAGCGGGCAGACUCCAACCCGAACUGCUUUGCAGAUAAGCCUAGUGACGGAAGAGACCCUCUAAGAGAAGAGGCCUCUGUGGGCUCUUCCUCUCCGCAGGACACAAGUCACAACUGUAGGCAAGACAUUUACCAUGCUGUGGCGGAAGUAAAACAGGACAACAGUCAAGAAGGGUGCAAGAUGGAAAACCACUUGUUUGCCCCAGAAAUUCAUUCCAACCCAGGAGACACAGGGUACUGUCCCACACGUGAAACCAGCAUGUGACUAGUUACAAAGGCAAUAAUAAAAACACAAAAACAAAAACAAACAAAAAAAAACUUGUUUCUUAAAAAUGCGGUUAAUAAUGCCUGUGAACUAAAAAGUGGGAAGCCCCUCCCCCCAAAAAAGUGCAUAAAA